Molecule: messenger RNA, 1910 nt
Organism: Nymphalis io (European peacock)
Lineage: Eukaryota; Metazoa; Arthropoda; Insecta; Lepidoptera; Nymphalidae
Exons: 2
Coding region: 264-818 (184 amino acids)
Source: RefSeq, a predicted model, not a curated record
CAUUAAGCGUGAUCCUGAGAAAUGGGAACAAUUUAAAGAAAAUAAUCGACUAAGGUACGAUACAAGAAAGGCUCUAGGUAAAUAGAAAACUGUAAAAGAUACGACAUCGAAAGAGAGAGAAUUAGUAAGAAAACGAUGGAGACGAAAUUCCUAUUGCUAUAGAACAAGGAAAAGCAACAGAAAAGUUAAUUUUAUAAACGAGUCGUCAUCGACAACCGAUUCAGGUUUCAGAAAAUAAUAACUUGAACUAUAUUACAACGGUAAUGAGUGAUCCGGUGAUUGAUAACGGCUCAGAUGAUGACGUCAUCGAAGUCGUGAGGGACGAGGCGCCCAUCGAAAUAUUAUCAGACGGUGAAGAAAUGGAAAUCGAGAAAUCUAAACAAGCAAAUCUAUCCCUUUCCCAACCAUUCAACUUCGCCGCACCAAAUACACCAGCAGAAACAACAUUAGAUGAGAAAGAAUUGAGUGAGCAAGAAGAUCCACUUAGAAACAAUUUCUGUGAAACAGAAAACACUUUCACGAUGACAGAACGUGAAAAGAACACAGUGCCCGUUAUCACUCGUACUACAUCACUAGAAGAUUUGUUCAAAGCGGAUGACAAAUCAAACCAUGACAGUAGCGGUGAAAAUUGUUUUAUAAACGUCACUGACGUUGGGAAUAGUUCAGUAAAUGAAGCAGAACAACUAAAGCAGAAAGUUCAACAAGAUUUAUCUUCAAACUCAGAAAUAGAUAAAACAUUAAACAUGAAUAUAUCUGAUGUUCCUAUAGAUGACUUAUUAGCUAAUAAGAUGGCUGACGACAGUAGUGAGAAAAUGUAAUAGUAGUCUUUUUUAAUAGUUUAUACGCGGCUAGUAGUUUUUUUUUUUCAAAAUAAUAGUUUUGAUAACAAUAAUUGUAAUUGUAUUUCACACCAGUAUUUUUAACGAUAAAAUAAUCUUUACAAUAUAAAGUAAUGUGUUAGUAGAACUGAUAUUAUAUUAUUAGUCUUGUUAAAAUUUAUAAUACAUAGCUAUAAUAUAAUGUUAACAGUAUAGUGUACCGUUUUAUCAGGUUUUUCGUUCAAUUUAAUUUAAAUGUAUUUUAUGCUAAUGUCUAAAUGAAAUGAUGCGUACCUGUCAGAGUCGUGAUUGAAAGGAAUAAUAAAAUUCACCAUAGAAUAUCAUUUUUAACUUAUAAACCUAGCGAUAUUGGAAUCUAAACAAGAUUCCAAUAUUUUUAUCUUUAUUUAAUUGACAUUUGAAUAAGAAGGUAAGACACAGCAUUGUUUAACUAAUCACCCGCCAAACAAGGUUUAUAACUAAGACCGUAAAUCUUAUAAUAAUAAUAUUUCCAAAAAUCAUUACAAGGUAAAUAUUAUUAAAAACUCAAAAAACAUAUUUUAUUACAAUUAAAUUUGUGAUUUUAAGAAAUGAUAUAUUUUUAAAUUCAUACAAUGUUAUCUUAAGUUUUAUUGUUAUAGUGUAACACAAUACGUGACAGACGUCAGGGUCAUAUUCUCUCAGCGACCGGAUGUUGAACGAAAACUAAACAAUAUUUUAUCAACCAUUCCACAGUCAUAUGAAAUCGAUAAUUUACUUUAAUUUAUUUUUAAGUUUUUACAUUAGGCUAUUCAUAAGAUUUUAAUAAUAAUAAUGAAAUUUUAAUUGGAGCAAAUGAUAGUGACAUAUUUACAAGCUUUUUUUUAACAUCUAAUAAUAUGUGUGCGUCAAAUUCUGCCACUGACUUUCAGUUCAACUUAACUGAUUGAGGUGAAUUAGGUAAAUAAAAGCUUGUUUAUAAACAGUCUUAGAUCUAUUUUGAAUUUAUUGUUUGUAAUAUGCUUUAGUAGAUAAUAUAAAAUGGUGUAAGUUAGCCUUAAACAAUAUUAAUUUUAAUUUGAGAAUUGUUAUAUUGAAUUAAUUUGAGCCUUU